This is a messenger RNA of Scaptodrosophila lebanonensis, 2913 nucleotides long. RefSeq names its product colorectal mutant cancer protein. Lineage: Eukaryota; Metazoa; Arthropoda; Insecta; Diptera; Drosophilidae. The coding region runs from base 190 to 2529 and encodes 779 amino acids. The record is from RefSeq and is a predicted model, not a curated record. The transcript is spliced from 8 exons.
AAAUAUGCCUUAAAAAUGCAUAAAAAGUGCCAUAGCAACAAUUUAAAGCCAAUUAAGUGCCAUAAUGCAUCGGAAUAAUAGUGAAGAAAAAUUACAAAAACAACAACGAAAUAUAAACAAAGCUUUGAGACCGCCAACAACGCCCGCCCACCCCCAAAAAUAGCAACAACACCAAGAACUGCUUGCAACAUGUCUAAUGAUGUACAAAUAGCUCGCGUAGCCAAAAUUACCACAGACGUGCCCCGACGACAUGGCAAACAACAACUACAACAACAGAAGCAAGCCAGCAACAAUACCAAUAGUCGCAUAUCAAAGGGCGUUGACGAGGACAUGGAAUAUGUAUUUGGUAGCAUAUCUCCAAGAGGCGGUGCUCCCAACGCCGCGUUAGGCCAUCAAAAGCAUUUAGUGGGUUCAUACGAUUUGGAUUCACCCGAGCACACACAACGCGACACAACGGAAAGCGACAACAACAUCAGCUCCUGCUCCACGCUGGACAUUGUCAACAAAGUGGAGCAAUUGUCGGUGCAGCAGAUGGAGGUGCGUGUGCGGGAUCUGACACAACGGCUGCAACAGGCUGAGGAACAGCGCAGUGCACUGCAGCGCCAACUGAACGAGAGCAAUGUGGAGAAGGAGAUGUGUCACAAGCGCUUGGAGGUGGUCAGUGCGGCGCACGAAUGUCGCCUCACCGAGAUGCAUUGCGUCAUUGCGGAGCUGAGCAAGAAAUUGCGCAGCAAACAGGAUCAUAUCAUUAUGGAGGAGCAGGAGCCAGAGGGCAGUGAGCUCAGUUAUCAGGAAGGCUCGUUAUACAAUUCUGAACUAAAUCUUACCAACCCGGAUGCCGAAUGUCAAACAGAACCGCUAGAGGAUUUAGAGGGGGCCUACUCUGCUGGCGAAGAGUUGGCGCAGAGUGCGCAAAACAUUUGCUUGGACAGCAACCAUAUCAAAAUGUCUCAAGAGACUGUCAACAAAGGACAAUUGGAGGCGCUACAGGAGGAGGUGCUCCAUUUGCGGGCUCAGAUUGCUCUCCUGCAGGCGGAAAUUGCAACCAAAGAUGACCUUGAGCUGGUGGUCGAAGAGCAAACCAAUGUGGCGUAUUUUGCCUGCGAUGUGGACGCCGAUGAAGGUAACAACAAGACCAAACAGAAGAACAAGAGCGAACAGCAACUAAACGAUUUGAAUAUGAGCGCACAGAAUGCAGUCUGCGUGUCGCUAAGCAGUCCACAGAAGCGUGUCCCGCCUGUGGCCAAAAUGGCGGAGAGGGUGAAGCUCCGCUGCGCCAGCAAGGACGAGCCUGACGAGCGCAAUGUAAGCAACUUGGAAUUAAUAAGCAAUGAACACAUUGAUCUCGUCGAGCAUUUGGUCUGUGAAUUAAAGGAGCACAAUUCACUGAUGGACAGCUUUAUGGACCCGUUGCAGUUGAGCAACGAGCUGCAGGACCUGCAACGUAAAAUGGAGCACCUAAAGAUGCGCAACACACUGCUCUCGUUAACACUGGCCGAGUCCAAGGAGCACACGGAACAUCUCUAUCUGCUCUGCGGGAAAUACGAAUCCAACGCCGUCGCUCUACAAUUGGCCGUCAAUUGUAGCGAUCGCGCAAUUGAGGCAUACGACGUAAUGCUGGCAUUGCUGGAGAGCAAAUUGGCGUUGUUGAACGACAAAUCCCAAGCGGCUGAGGAGAGUCGUCUGGCGGUUGAAUCAGUGGCGCGUCAUUUGCUCGCACGCCUUGAGAGUGAGAAGAACGUGUGCGAGAAUAGUUUGGGUCCGUGGCAGCACAACUUGAAUCUGAACAGCGAGGCCACUAAAAAUUCACGCAACUGGACUGCCGACGAUGACAAUCGCCUGCGCUACCAUGUGUCCAAGCUGAAGGGUCGCCGUUCGACUGUGCAGCACACGAUAGUGAAUCUGGAGUCCCCAUUCAGUGAUUUUUACGAGAAGAAGCGUUUGGCUCUCGAGGAGGAGGAGCAUAAGCGAGACACAGACGAUGACGAGGGGGGAGAAAAGAAGUCACCUAUUGAUUUGGAAUCGGCGGUGGCACUGCAAGAGCUGCUUGAAUUACGCGAACAGAAUCUACAGCUGAAGACCAAGGUAGAAGAGGUGGAACGGGAGCGUCAGCGUGCGAAUGAACGCAUCGGGGUUUUGCACGAGGCACUUAAGCAGUUGCAGCUGCAACUGAGCGUCAGCUCGAGUGCUGUGCUCUUUCAGCAACAGACCAAGCGUGCCUCCUACUCGGAGGCAGAGCAUGCAGCGGUCACCGAGCAACAGCUAGUCGAGGCACUGACACGCGAAAUGGAGCUCAAGGGACGCAUUCAAACAUUGCUGGCCAAUGUGGCGAUCUCGCAAAAGAUUUCCGAUGAAAAGUACGAGCAACUACAGCUGAAUGUGCGCGAACUACAAAAGUCAAACCACAAGUAUCAGAUGCGCAUACGCAAGCUGGAGCAGAGGAUCAGCGAGCAGCGACAAACGGAUCUGCUUAAGCAUCAGGCGGCGAAGCUGCAUAAUCAAGUACAUGUUCCUGAGACUACACUCUAGAUACCGGCUGCUCCCACAAGCAAUGUGGAAACCACUUGGGCGUUUGGGCGCAUCCUUUUGCGGCUUACUUUACUGAUUGUAUCACAAAUGUGCCAUGCGACUAAAAUUUGCGGCCGGCGGCCUUGCCCCGUGCUUUAAGUGUGCGAAUCAAACUAUAUUAGCAUUAACUAUAGGCGUAGACAUACAUUUACAUACUACGAGUAUAUAAUAUACAAACAUACAUAUACAUUUACAUAUGCAUAUACGACGUAUUACCUUGCUGGAGAGUUACUCACGAGUCAUACACGGAAAUCCUAUAUUUAUACAAUGUAUUCGCACUUUGCUUGUUAUAUAUAAACUCAAUAUGUAUUUAAAGAUUGUACAAAUAAAACUAUUGGAACACUA